Molecule: messenger RNA, 2468 nt
Organism: Pomacea canaliculata
Lineage: Eukaryota; Metazoa; Mollusca; Gastropoda; Architaenioglossa; Ampullariidae
Exons: 6
Coding region: 585-2468 (627 amino acids)
Molecular function (GO): protein binding
Source: RefSeq, a predicted model, not a curated record
GGUGGGCCGGGCUCAGUGAAAGCGGACAGUGGAGGGAAGCCUUUCUGUCCGUUUUUACGACUUGACAGGUCGCCGUGACUUAUAGAGGCGAUCGAGGCCCAGGGUCGGGGGGUGUGGGGUGGUGUAAGCUGAAGUAGUCACGGGAUUAGCGCAGUAGGCAGUAGUCUCCUUAGUAUUAGAACGAUAGCGUCGGAGCCAGGUAGAUUAGGUGACGAGUAGUCACGUGUCUUCUUAGUAUAUAGUUAGGGGUAGAUGCUUAGUCGGGGGUUUUUCCCCUUGUAUCCCAGCAGAGACGUCUGACUGAGUUUCAGACGCAUGCAGCAGGUCUGCGAUAGGGAAGCCCGUUCCGUGUAGAACGUAUCACUACCUGCUGGCACUUGCGGUCUGGUGGUAGAGUUGUGAGAGGUGUAACGAAGAGGUUGACUCUCACUAACGACAAGCGAGGGCGUCAACGAACAGGGACAGUUCGUGUUCCAGGAGGACCUACUGCCCUAUUAUAUCCCAGGACUGUGAAUUGUGGAUCAGGUACGGACCGCGUGUCCGGACACAUGCACAGAUACUGACGUUAUGUAGAAACUCCGAACAUGGACUUCACGCCCUACACAAACUUUUGGGUACACCUGGUGGCGCCACUCGGUCACAUUGUCGUUAUAAGUUUUGAUGAUAUUGACAGCGUCUACACCUGCUUGAGCCGUUUUCCUGACCACCUGACAUUCCGUACAAAGAGCAGUUACAGAGAGUAUUCAAUAUGUUCCUUAGAAAUGAACCGUGACCUGGCUUUUUAUCCUGGUGAGAUGCUGAUGGAGUACAAAGUUUACUCUAUGUCAUACGGUGGACAUUUUAAAAUAAUGUUUUCCUUUCACCACGUGUCAGCGCUGCCUGUGAAGUUGUCUGACGGCAGGUGGAACUGCUCGGCCGUGCGAUGGGAGGACAUGCAGCAUCACUUCCCGUGUAACUUUACGUGCGAGUGUGUGGGCGGCGAAGAUGAAGCUGGAUGCUGGUCAGGUGACGGCACGUGCAGCGCGGGACAAAUCGAGGUGGACGGUCGCUGCUUUACUUUCACGCACGUGGUAGAGGAAGACCUUUCCUGGAAUUAUGCGAACCGUUGGUGUCAGGAGCGUAAACAACAGCUCGCCAGUUUUAGUGCAAGAACAGUGUGGGACUUCUUUAUGGAGUUCUUCAAUCAUUUAACACAUUCUUCAAGAAUUUUCGUUGGACUUAGGUUCGCGCCGUCAUCUUUACCUCCAAUAUAUCGAAAGACUUGGAUGUGGUGUGACGAGACCAUCGCUCAUGUCUUGCAAUUUACGAACCUGGGAUUCAGAAUGCCCAACGAGAAUUGCGUGGUGACCGCGAGUUACCCGAUUCGUCAUGACAAGCUUAGAGGGCAUCUAAUGGUCACAGCAUGUGAGCAAGCACUUCCUGUUUCUUAUCACUUAUGUGAGAUCCGGGGAACACCAAGUAUGCAUCCUGCUGUCGAGGCAGCAGAUGUCCACGUGACACAACCCACGUCCAGACUUUCUAAGCCAGGGUACAUCCUGUGCCCCGCCAACCACUUCACGCACGUGUUUCUCGUCUGUGACGUCACCUCUAACUGCUGGAACAAGACAGAUGGCGCCACGUACUCCUGCUCGGCACCACUGACGUCACUUCCGCCUCUCUUUGAGUGUGCUGAUAUACAGCAGAGUGUACCAUACACUUUAGUAUGCGAUCAUCGAGUUGACUGCCUUGAUGGCAGCGAUGAAAACUUUUGCGUCUUUCCUCGCUGCGACCUGGACUCACCGUUUCAAUGCAGUGGCAGAAGGUGUGUACAGGCGAUCGAGCGUUGCAAUGGACAAGUGGACUGCGAUGACCAAGCGGAUGAAGCAAAUUGCCUUCAACUCUUUAACGCUCUAGAUACCGGAAGAAAAGUACUAAGCUCUUUCAGAAUUGAUAGUAAUUCAAAUGGACAGAUCGUAUACCCCGAACUGUCACCAUUUUCUUGUCCCGAAUCGCACUUCGUGUGUCCAAGCCUUCACGAAGUGUGUCUGCCUGUCUACUUCCGGUGUAACGGAGUCAACGACUGUCCUGGUCACGAAGACGAGGCGGCUUGUGACAGGUACACGUGUCCAGGCUUCUACCGUUGCCGCAAAUCUCAGGUGAGAGAGAUAUUAGAGGAAGUCUGCGAACAGAACUGCAAAACUAGGGAUCGAAGAGUCACGAAAGUUUAUGGAGUACCAUUUAAAGAACUGUCGCUGGGUAACAAUAGCCGAAGAGAUAGAGUGGGAAAGGCUGGAGUAGAGGAGGAAGAUAGAAUUGCACGCGAACACGCGCGAGAGCGGGUCAAAAGCCAGAAGGCUGAAAAGGAGAAGAAAGAGCGAACCAAGCGCGAGAAAGAGCGAGAAUUCCUGCGAGAGGUGUGCCGGUUAGGCGGGGUCAGCUUAGAUGACAGGGAUCCGGCCGAGGCAGGUAAUUACAGGGGGUUGGCGUAG